AUGACGAGAGUCCUCGUUUACGCAGGCCUCUUGGUCUUCUCCAUCGCAGCUACCGUGAUGACCGUCCUACCAUCGGCCUCCACCGCAGCUGCUCCAACCUCCGCGACCCCCUGCCAGACGUUCCCCACCGACGAGCAGUGCGACGCCGCCUCCGACGACAAGGGCCGCUUCUGCCACCUGUGGCGCUCCGCCGGCUUCCUCGCCAACCUAGCCGUCGCCGUCCAGCUCGUCACCGUCGUUGCCUACGUCUUCGUCGUCGCCGGCGGCAAGCAGAAGCGCGACCAGGGCUGGAAGGUCUUGGCCGGCUUGCUGACUGCCGUUGCCGUGUUGGAAUACUUUAUUAUCGGCAUUGUGUCCUACGCCUACGACAACGAUGAACAGUUCCUCAUCCCCGGCUGGUCCCUCGACACCUCUUGGAUCCUCUGUAUCCUGAGCGCCAGCCUCUCCGUUGCUUCUGCUAUCGCCCUCUCAUCUACCGUAACCUGA
This is a messenger RNA of Parascedosporium putredinis, 486 nucleotides long. Lineage: Eukaryota; Fungi; Ascomycota; Sordariomycetes; Microascales; Microascaceae. The record is from the annotation of a GenBank genome assembly.